GACCAAACCACGCGAGAUUUGAGAACUGGUUUCAUUUGUGACGUUAUGCACGACGCAUGACGGGUCGGAACAAACCUGCAUCGGGAAAAAUCCUUAUGAGUUGAUCCCACACGUCGGACUGUUCACAGAUUUUUUUUCUUUGCGCUCUGUGUUUGCACGCCAGAUUAGGCUAGACUUGCACGAUUGCAUUGCUUUGAUGCACAGAGACACAUUCUAACCGUCGGGCCUGCUUUUGUACUCGCCGUGUAGUUUGCGUUUAAUUUUGGAAGACAACCAACCAGAAAUCAAAGGAGAACAGAAGUUUUCUACGCGGUUGUUUGUUGCCGUGGGUCGUGCUACUUGGCAGGAAUGUCCCAGAAGGAUAGACCCACUUUCUACCGACAGGAGCUCAACAAAACAGUAUGGGAGGUCCCGGAGCGGUAUCAGAACCUGUCGCCUGUAGGCUCGGGGGCUUACGGAUCCGUGUGCUCCGCUUAUGACGUGAAGACAGGCCUGAAGAUUGCAGUGAAGAAGUUGUCCAGGCCCUUCCAGUCGAUCAUCCAUGCCAAGAGGACGUACCGGGAGCUGCGGCUUCUCAAACACAUGAAGCACGAAAACGUGAUCGGCCUCCUGGAUGUGUUCUCUCCGCAUGUCACUCUGGAGGAGUUUAGCGACGUGUACCUGGUGACUCACCUGAUGGGCGCAGACCUCAACAACAUCGUCAAGUGCCAGAAGCUGACGGACGACCACGUGCAGUUCCUCAUCUACCAGAUCCUCCGGGGGUUAAAGUACAUCCACUCAGCAGACAUCAUCCACAGAGACCUGAAGCCAAGUAACCUGGCUGUAAAUGAAGACUGUGAACUGAAGAUUCUGGACUUUGGUCUGGCGCGACACACAGACGAUGAGAUGACCGGCUACGUGGCGACGCGGUGGUACCGUGCGCCGGAGAUCAUGCUCAACUGGAUGCACUACAACAUGACCGUUGACAUCUGGUCAGUGGGUUGCAUCAUGGCGGAGCUGCUGACCGGACGAACCCUCUUCCCUGGAACCGACCAUAUUGAUCAGUUGAAGCUAAUCAUGCUGCUCGUCGGGACUCCCAGCCCAGAGCUCUUGAUGAAAAUAUCUUCAGAGUCUGCGAGAAACUACAUCAACUCACUCGCCCAAAUGCCAAAAAGGAAUUUUGCUGAUGUGUUCAUCGGGGCAAACCCAAUGGCCGUGGACCUGCUGGAGAAGAUGCUGGUUCUGGACACGGAUAAGCGGAUCACGGCAUCAGAGGCGCUGGCCCACCCGUACUUCGCCCAGUACCAUGACCCGGACGACGAGCCGGAGGCCGACCCGUAUGACCAGAGCUUCGAGAGCCGUGAGCUGGAGAUCGACGAGUGGAAACGCCUCACGUUUGAGGAGACGACGACCUUCGUCCCGCCACCCCUCGAUGAAGACGAGAUGGAGUCGUGAGGGAGGAAGGAGGCGCAUCCCCACCCCCCGACAGGAAAACACAAACACAAACAAGAACACAAACACAAACUGGAAAUGGAUCUCAAAGUGCCUGCAGUUGCACCGUCAGCUCUGGGUUCCUCCACAGGUCAAAGGUCAAAGGUCAAACGAGGCAAUAUCUUAGGCUCCUCCCCCCACCUGUUAUAAGAUGACAUACUGACGUACUGACGCAGGGAAGAUGCAGAAGACUGCUAGCUUGACAGAAGCGUAUUUGAAUGCUUUUUCCUCUGAAUUAGCACACACAUAGUCAGGUAUGAACACACAACACACAGCAAGGAAGACUUGACAUUAAAAGCAGACAUUGUGAUGCACAGUGUCCAGUCUAAGCCUGUAGUUGGGGUUUGAGUUGGAUUGCCCCCCUGAUACACACACACACACACACACACCUCAGUGUUUUAGCUGUGUAAAUAAAUACAUUAGCACUCUUGUAAAUAAAGUGUAAACACAGUUACCAGUUACUCUGCCAAGGACCGUCUCCAGCCUCUAGCCUCUCACCGCCCGUACACACACACACAUACACUCUCUCAUACAUACAUACACACACACACACACACACACACCACCCACUUACACACAC
Molecule: messenger RNA, 2050 nt
Organism: Clupea harengus (Atlantic herring)
Lineage: Eukaryota; Metazoa; Chordata; Actinopteri; Clupeiformes; Clupeidae
Gene: mapk14b
Product: mitogen-activated protein kinase 14b
Biological process (GO): protein phosphorylation
Molecular function (GO): ATP binding; MAP kinase activity
Source: RefSeq, a predicted model, not a curated record